UUCGUUCGUUCGUUCGAUAACACGUACCGUGACGUGACGAUCGUAUUUAUCGUUAUGCUUCUAUUUACGAUAUCGAUACGAAACUAAGCAAGAAAUAGAUCGAAAAGUUAACGAUGAGCGUUCGUUGAUGCGCGUAGACGGUUGAUAAAUAGAAAGUACUGUGAAGUCUGUGAGUGAUAAGAAUUUUAUAUGAAAAGUUAAACGCAUGGAUGAGUGAAAAAGUGAUACUACCAAGGGAUUUGCGAAAGGAUUUGGAGUAAUAUCAACAAUAUUUUGUAUUUUUCUUUUUCACGAUGAGUAAGUUCGAGUAAUAGGUAUACAAAUCGAUUAAAAAUUAUAUAUAUAUAUAUAUGUAUAUGUAUAUGUAUAUAAUUAGUAAUAUAAAAAGACAUAUAUAACGUGGAAAAAGAUUCUUGUGAAUCAAGUUGGACUUGAAAUGAUGACCCUCGUAACCGAUACCGUCCCGUACGCGUACGACAGCGUAACCAGCAGGUCGAGUUACGACGCUUAUCGACAUCAUCAUUUACAUCACCAUCAUCAUCAUCAUCAUCGUCAUAGACACAUCUAUGCGUCCACGGAUAACGAGUAUCUUUCGAGUUACGUUGGCAAGAGAGACACGGAGGAACGACAGAUGAGGAACGUCAACGCCGAUAACAGUUUGGCGUCGGUCAGCUCCGCUCAUUUUCGUCAUGAAAACGUCAGGACACAGUCUCGAUACAUCCUAGACUCGGACGAUGCUUCGUCCGUUGUUUCUGCAGACGCCUCGGCGGAUCUCGAAUCGCCAUCGGCGGACGGAGAAGAAACGAACGAGAGUGAAACGGUCGAGCAUGUGCCACAUCCACACGUUUUGGACACGGGAUCGCCUCACGGUCCACGGAGAUGUCUCCUUUGGGCUUGCAAAGCUUGUAAAAAGAAAACCGUAACCGUCGACCGUAGGAAAGCUGCCACCUUGCGUGAAAGAAGACGCUUGAGAAAGGUGAACGAAGCUUUCGAAGUUUUGAAACGAAGAACGAGCAACAAUCCGAAUCAACGUUUACCCAAAGUGGAGAUCCUUCGAAAUGCAAUAGAAUACAUUGAAAGCUUAGAAGCCUUGCUGCAGGGCAACCGAUCUUCCGGUUCGCAGGAUCAUGUGUCCAUGGAAAAUAUGAACGGGGAGUCUCCGCAAUACGUGACGGACAGACUUCGACAAUUCUCGGAUCCCUUGGCAAGGUUUCAACCAAUUAACGGAUUCGAGCAAGUCGAAACGUCGUCUGGUCAAGGUAACGGAAGCAGUUUGGAUUGUCUGAGUAUGAUCGUUCAAAGUAUCAAUGGACCGGCACAAGCUCCGAUGGAGAGUCAUUACUCGUCGCAUCAUUAGGAUUAAGACAGUAUUAACGGAGACUAUCCGGAGCUCGAAAAGCUCGACGCAUCGAAGCAACGUUGAAAAGUAUUCAUAGAGAUUUAGCGAUAAGUAAAGUCGAAGGUCGAAUUUAACUAUUCGAUUCAGAUCCCAAAGAAUACGGAUAAAAAUGUAUCGAUCAGAAUUAUCCGAUUAAAGUUAAGUACAACAGUAUACGUUGCCGACUCAAAAACCGUGGAGAGAAAGUUGGUGGGUAUAAACGAUGCACAACUUUCACGGAUGUUGCUAAUUCGCGAGAUUAACAUUUUUUUUUUUUAACAAACUUCCGUGGGAUGCGAGUAGUACGAGGUAGCUCGUUAAAUUAACUCCAUUCUACGAUAAAAAUGUGUACACAAUUAGAUUUGUAUUUUCCGAGAUUGUGAGCUUCGUCUUUCUCUCUUUUUUUUUUUUUUUUUUUUUUUGUUGAAAAUACCUAUACAUUUUCUACGUAGUUUAGUGUAAGACGAAAAAAAGAACAAAAAGUAUAAAAACGUACAACGAGAUCGUCGCGUGUUCGACAGAACGUUGGAAUCUUUUAUUUUCUAGUCCCAGAGAAGGUAUUUGUCUAAGUGCUGCGAGUACGAAAAAUAUAAUUAGAAAAUUUUUCCGACACUAUCAGAGAGGGAGAGAGAGAGAGAGAGAGAAAGA
This is a messenger RNA of Vespula pensylvanica (western yellowjacket), 2026 nucleotides long. It is a transcript of the gene nau, whose product is annotated as transcription factor SUM-1. Lineage: Eukaryota; Metazoa; Arthropoda; Insecta; Hymenoptera; Vespidae. Gene Ontology annotation, biological process: muscle organ development; positive regulation of myoblast differentiation; regulation of transcription by RNA polymerase II. The coding region runs from base 437 to 1357 and encodes 306 amino acids. Gene Ontology annotation, molecular function: DNA-binding transcription factor activity, RNA polymerase II-specific; protein dimerization activity; RNA polymerase II cis-regulatory region sequence-specific DNA binding. The transcript is spliced from 6 exons. The record is from RefSeq and is a predicted model, not a curated record.